AUUUAAUUGCAUGAGUUGGGGAUCAUAACGGCUCCCGUGGAUUUCCUACAGGGAAAUUACACAGCUGGGAGCGCCUGACUCAUAACGAACCACCAAUUUUGGCGCAAACGGAGCAAGCCCCAAAAUCACCGUUUUCAUUGAGACAAACAGGAGUCGGUUCGUUGAACUGUUUUGCUCUCUUUAACACGUGGAGGCGACAGUGGUUUUGCAACAUCGAGAGGGAAAAUGACUUGUUUACUGAGGCGUCGAGUGAUUGAGAAUUUUCCACAGUUUUGACGCGCCCAUCAUGCGCAGGGACUGUUAAUGGCGCUCAUUAUCAUGACUGUAUUCAUGUGUGUGAUGGGGAAGAGAGAGAGAGAGAGAGAUAGAGAGAGAGAGAGAUAGAGAGAGCAAGCGCCUAACAUCUACUUGAUUCAUGGAGUGUGCGUCUGAGAGCAAUGGUCUGUAAAGUUGGGUGGAAAUAUGAACGAGCAUAACCAAAUGAUUUUCCUCAGAUAAGACAUAAAACUAGUCCGUCUGUGUUUACAGACAGAAAAUCAGUAUAUGCAUGACUGUAAAACGUAUAUGUUUAAUUAUAGGUGGCAAAGGAAGAGAAUUGAGUUGAAUUUGGCGCGGAGCGCGUGGGAGGCAUUGGCAAGUACAGUCUCAAUUCCGCGCUGAGAUGUUAAGGAGCGUACACGCGCUCGACAGUUUGCCAUUAUGUCUCGACUUUAGCCGAUGCUGUAGCAGAGGAAUCUAUAUCCGAAAUAGCUCUAAUCCACGUUAUCGACGUUUUAACGUCUGAAUACGGCGUGUUGCUGUUUUCUCCAAAAGGAUGCGAUAUUGACGGAAUCCCCCUCAGAGGAGGCACGCGGACCUGUUCCACAAGCUCCACUGCGGAACGCGCUCGAGACUCACAAAUAAAUAACACAAAUAUUAGGGUGAAAAAUCCUUGUGGUCGUUUUAUGUCGACUGAAUCAGUGAACGCAUUUUUCUUCCCUUUUUCUGGUGAACCUCUGUAAGGAAUGGACACGGUAAACACAAGGACACUGGUGGAAUUACGCCGUUAAGAGCGCUGAACUUGACGGAUUUGUUUAUAAAGAAAGAGCAAGGUUAUACGAUGAAGAGUGAGGACACGGUGUAAUUCCUGACUGGUAUAUUGGAAAUGUAUAACGAGGAUAUAGGAACCUUGAAUACUUAAGCUCCUGUCAAGGUGGUUCGCCGAAGGUCUGAAAAAAAUGCGCCGAGAAACGCGCCUUCUCUGUGAGGAAAUCUUCGUGGAUAACAUUCACAAGACAUCGGUCAGUUUCACAGAUGGCACAUUUCAACCACGCCGAGUCUUCUUCACUGACACCUCGUGACACGCAAGUCAAACUCAGAAAUCCACCCACAACCUCCCCAUUCGCCUGCGAAGAGAAGUGAUCUCAGCGGUGAUAUUCUGCUAACAGAGGAGCCGAUCUGCACUUCGCACUUUACGCUGUGGUUUUGAAUUAUGAAAUAUGGGCUGUGACAGACCAUCAAAACUGUGGGGCUGAAGCCAGGAAUGAUGGGAGCUGUUGUCUGGUUGAUGGUCUUAUGGGCUUUGCUGGGUUGGUCGAAGGCUGCAGAGAAGCCUCCAUCCCUGAGCGUUGCUGUGAUACUGGGCCAGACCCCCACCGUAUCCGAAUCAGCCCUGCGUCCGGCUCGUGGGAUAGGUGCACCUCUGGAUGUGACUGUACUCAGUGUCCAGGUGAACCAGACGGACCCAGGAAGCAUGCUCACACACCUGUGUGAACUCAUGUCCCGACAGAGACUGCACGGGCUGGUCUAUGGAGAUGGCACGGACCAGGAAGCCGUGGCACAAAUGCUGGACUUUGUUUCCUCUCAGACUUCCAUGCCCAUACUGGGAAUCCAUGGCGGCUCUGCCAUGACCAUGGCCGAAAAGGAUGCCGGUUCUUCGUUUUUCCAGUUUGGGGCCUCCCUCCAGCAGGAGGCACUGUUGAUGCUUGCUAUAAUGGAGGAGUAUGACUGGCAUGUAUUCUCGGUGGUCACCACUAAGUACCCAGGUUUCCAGGAGUUCAUAGCCACUGUACGCGUCACAGUGGACCACAGCUUUGUUCGUUGGGACCUUCAGAGCGUAGUGACGCUGGACGGUGUUGGCGAACCUGAGGACCGAGCCCACGUGCAGCUUAAACGCAUCCAGUCACCCGUCAUCCUCCUCUAUUGCUCCAAAGACGAAGCAGCGCUGGUUAUGGAUGAAGCCCGUUCACUAGGGCUCACCGGGGCUGGCUUUGUGUGGAUUGUUCCUAGUUUGACAACAGGAAAUAUCGAACAUACCCCGGAAGCCUUUCCGACAGGGAUGAUAUCUGUGGCAUACGAUGAAUGGGAUUAUCCCCUGGAGAAGCGUGUGCAGGAUGCUGUGGGAAUUAUCAGUUCUGCGGCGGCUGCCAUGUUCAGAGAGGAAGGUCGGAUACCUGAUGGUACAGCUAGCUGCUAUGGCCAAUCAGAGAAGCCAGAGGUGCCGGCAAGUGCUCUGCGCAGAUAUAUGAUGGGAGUCAAUCUAGGGGGUAAAGAUCAUUCAUUCAUGGACGAUGGCUACCAAGUCAAUCCCAAACUGGUUGUCAUUGUUCUGAACACGCGGAGGGAAUGGGAGAAGAUGGGACGAUGGGAAAACCACUCAUUGAAGUUGAAGUUUCCAGUGUGGCCGCGUUAUAAUUCAUUCGGAGACAUGGACGCUGAUGAGAACCACUUGAGCAUUGUUACUCUAGAAGAAAGACCCUUUGUUAUAGUGGAUGAUGUGGACAUUCUUACUGGCACAUGUAUGCGAAACUCUGUACCUUGCAGGAAACACAUUAAAGAUAAUACCACGGAGGGCUCCUAUGUCAAGAAAUGCUGCAAGGGCUUUUGUAUAGACAUCCUGAAGAAGAUUGCCAGAAAUGUAAAGUUCACCUAUGAUCUUUACCUGGUCACAAAUGGCAAACAUGGCAAGAAGAUCAAUAAUGUGUGGAACGGCAUGGUGGGGGAGGUAUUCAAUAAAAAGGCAGUAAUGGCCGUGGGCUCAUUGACUAUAAAUGAAGAGCGGUCCGAGGUCAUAGACUUCUCUGUCCCAUUUGUUGAGACAGGCAUCAGCGUGAUGGUGUCACGUAGCAAUGGAACGGUGUCACCUUCUGCGUUUCUAGAACCCUUCAGUGCUUCAGUGUGGGUUAUGAUGUUUGUCAUGUUACUCAUCGUCACAGCAAUCGCUGUAUUCCUCUUUGAAUUCAUCAGUCCGCUCGGUUUCAAUAGAAACCUGGCACAGGGCAAAGACCCUCAUGGACCCUCCUUCACCAUUGGUAAGGCAAUCUGGCUGCUGUGGGGUCUGGUGUUCAACAACUCCGUCCCAGUACAGAACCCAAGGGGCACUACCAGUAAAUUUAUUGUAUCCGUAUGGGCCUUUUUCGCUGUGAUUUUCCUGGCCAGCUACACUGCCAACUUGGCUGCCUUUAUGAUCCAAGAGGAGUUUGUGGACCAAGUCACAGGCCUCAGUGACAGAAAGUUUCAGAGUCCCUAUUCCUAUUCACCACCGUUUCGCUUUGGGACCGUGCCUAAUGGGAGCACAGAGCGAAACAUCAGGAAAAACUACCCAGACAUGCACCAGUACAUGGUGAAAUACCAUCAAACUGGAGUUCAGGAUGCACUGGUCAGCCUUAAGACUGGUAAACUGGAUGCUUUCAUAUAUGAUGCGGCUGUGCUCAACUAUAUGGCGGGGCGUGAUGAUGGCUGUAAGCUAGUAACUAUUGGCAGUGGCUACAUCUUUGCCACAACAGGAUAUGGUAUUGCCCUGCAGAAAGGAUCCUACUGGAAACGGCUGGUCGACCUUGCUAUCCUCGGGAUCAUUGGAGAUGGUGAGAUGGAGGAGCUGGAGGCCCAAUGGCUGACUGGUAUUUGUCAUAAUGAGAAGAAUGAAGUGAUGAGCAGUCAGCUGGAUGUGGAUAAUAUGGCUGGUGUGUUCUAUAUGCUUGCGGCUGCCAUGGCUCUGUCGCUAAUUACUUUUGUCUGGGAGCACCUCUUCUACUGGAGGCUACGUUACUGUUUCACUGGUCUCUGUUCUGGUCGGCCAGGAAUGCUCUUCACUAUCAGCAGGGGGAUUUGGAGUUGUAUUCACGGUGUCCACAUCGAAAUGAAGAAAGCCCCAGAGUUGGGCUUCAGCCCUCAGGCCAACAUGUUGCACCUUCUGAAAUCGGCUAAAGAGAUCACCACCCUUGGAGUUACCUCACCUAAACGCCCCGUGACUAGCAUUCUCCCUCCUACCCCGGGCUUGUUGGAAAUUAUGGGCGGAGGAAAAGGUAACAACCUUGCCCAGAAAAACAUGCCCUAUAGCAAUGCCAGCACCAUGCUCAGCAACCGUCACAAAGAGCCACUUAACAACACUCUUUUGCCAGGGCAACGUGCCCUGAGCUUGACGGAUGCUCAGCCAGGUGUUGCUGGAAACGGUGGCUCAGGAGGUGGAGGUGAGACCAUACGACCUCCUGCCUCCAAGCCACGUGCUCUGUGGAAGAAAUCUGUGGAGACCCUACGGCAGAACCAAGGACCUGGGGGAAAUUCCCCACCAUCUGUCCCGCAGCCUACUGAAACCCUGCCUAUGAAGAGCCAGCGCUACCUGCCCGAAGAUGCACCUGCCCGCUCAGAUAUGUCAGAUUGCUCUGGUCGGGUGGAAUUGCAAAAGCAGCACAAGGUAAAAGAAACGGUUCGAAAACGGAACCGCCUACCGCGGGACCUGAGCGACGUGGAGCUUUCAACAUUGCGGAGCCAGCCCAGCCAGCAGAGCAACCACAGCGCUCAGAUCUACUCUCAGAGCAGCCAGGGGAGUCAGAUUUUUACCAUUGACUCCAUUGACCAGGAGCAUGGGCUGCACUACCCAGAUAUCUUCAGCGACCACCGUGACAACAAGCACCGACCAACCUCUUCUUCCGAGCAGCAGCCAAUUCUGCAGCUCAACAGCAGUCUGCUCUCCCAGGCCCAUGAACCGGACGUGAUGCAAACCGCCAUUGCAAAGGAUAAAAAAUACAACACAUAUGGAAAGCCCGGCGGGGCAGGGAGCAUUGCCGGCGGGCCUGGUUCUACUCAGGAUCCACGACAGACACACUGCCGUAGCUGCCUGUCGAAAGUGUCCAGUUACUCUGGGCUUUACACUGUACGGUCCCCUCAGUAUCGCUGCGAUGCCUGCCUGCACUCUGGAAACCUGUACGACAUCAGCGAAGACCAGUUCCUCCAUCCAGAUGGACGGGGCACCGGCGGCGGAAGUGUUGACAGGGCCUUCUCUCCUUUUAUCCCCCAGCCUGAUGCUUCCUUCACAGCCUAUCUUCCCCAGAGUGACCAAGAGGGCGACGGUCUUAUUAGUCACUACCAGAACGAAGGCGUAAUCAUCCGCCAGCACUCGUACGAAAACCUGCCUCAGAAGAGUACCUCGCGGCGAGUCAGCCUGCAGGACAACACGCCGUAUGCCAACAUUCCCUCGGCGACUCUGAUCCCAGACAAGCCCCUAAAAAAUCAGUCAGUGCACCUAAACCACACGCUCGCGGGAAUGGGUGUCAGUGGACUCGGGAUUGGCCGUCGCAGCAAGUCGAUGUAUCCAGCACGCCCGACGGAAAACCCCUUUCUCCAGACGCUCCGUGACGACCAGCGUCUAGCUCAUGGCCGCAGCUCCACAGACAUUUAUAAGCAACUGGUGCCGCUCACAUUAGGCCAGGCUGAUGGCAAUGUGCUCGGAGUGGGGAUGGCUACCCCUGACCUCUAUUACCCCGAGCAUGUGAUGCCUUAUGUAGCCCCUCCCCCUGUCGGCACAUACACUGCCCCCAGGGCAAUGAGCGCUGGGGGCGCUCGGCGCGUCUACAAGAGGAUGCCGAGCAUCGAAUCUGAUGUCUGAUAGGGAGAGAGGUUUGAGAGACUAUGAAAAGACAUGCAUGGAUAUUUCCACCAGGAUAUGGCUUAACCGUGGAACUCUUGGCAGGAUUGAAAAGCUUUAUGACUUUAAAGCAAGCAAGUUUGGAAUAUAUUUUGUUUCCCUUCUUGGACUUAUCUGUCUGAACAGAAACCAGAGUUCAACUUUACAUCAGGUCCUCCCCUCUAGUCGAGCGGCAGCUCUGUGUCUUCCAGAAAACAUCAGAAAUGGUGGGCAGGACGCUCUCGCGCCUUCGAGCGAAGGAAGAGCAGUGAAAGCUGCUUGGAAGUACCAGGGGCAGCUCCAAAGAGUUUCCUUUUUCACGCAACAUGAGCAACCAAAAAAUUGAAUAAAUAAAACAUACGUGAAUAUCCACAUUCUGCACUUUUACACACACACACACACACACAAAAAAUACACAUGCACAUGCAAGAGGCACAAACAAUACAUGAUCUCAAACCACUGAAAGAACAACGUUAGGUAUAAUAAUAGAAUCUCUCUUAGCCAAAAAAUGUAAUAGCAUACAUGACAGGUGUGCACUUGCACACAAUGACAUGCUCUGAAAUAAAUAAUUGCUAAGCAGAUCCAAACCUGAUUGAGUUUAUGGAAAGGUGGCAGAACAUCUGUUACAUUGUUUGAACGGCUUAUAAAUGCAUGUACGAAUGCAUUUCGAUGCAAGAGCUGCACUGAGGCACAGUCCACAAAGACUGCUCAGCUGAAAGAUUAGAUUUCCAUUCCAGUCUGUGACAAAAUGCACUACCUGAAUGAUUAGUCUCGGGUGUAAUCUCUGAAAUAAAGUAUGUUAGAGAAUUUCAGAGAAGGAAAUCUUGGUGCACACAAGGCCUGCGACUCGUUCGUGUCUCUGAGGACACCAAGAGGAAAAAGUCUUUGACCCUCCCCACCCUUGAAUCUGUCCGUACCUUGCCUGCAUGCAGAGCUCAAAUGCAGGAAAACACUCCUCUGCUCACAGCACAACAGUGUAGUAAGUGUCAGUGUUCAUUCAUCUAAAUUUUAUCAUCUUGAGCAUAUUUCUAUAGUUGUCUAGAAUAUUGAAAAAAGUGAUAGUCGAUUUUUACACAGUUUUAUACACUGCCAAAUAUUUGAAAAAGGUGUGCAAAGUAUAUUUAUGAGACGGGAGGAAAAGAAAUGCAGGGAAGUGACAGAAAAAGAGGUUUACCGUCUUUUUUGUGGCCGCAAGGGACUCGGAGAAGACGUAGACAAUAUAAAAGCCCACACCACCUAAUGAUGUCAAUACAGAACCACCGAGAGUUAAAAAAUUCCUGUUUGCCUCAAACACACAAACACAUCACUUCCUGUAGAAUCCAACCACAAACUCAUACUUCACAAAUAUUUUUGGUUGUUUUGAAUUAUAAUGGUCGUUCCAGCGAUAUGCACAAUAUCAGGUUGCAAUAUUAUAUUUAUGUAUGAAAUUUCCUAGUUUUAAUAUGUUUUAUUAUUAGUUCUUCAUUUUAUGAAUUGUUAUACAUGUGGAAUUAAUUUAUUAAUGUGAUUUAAUUGCGUAUAUAUUUAAAAGGAAAAAAAGAUAACAGCAUGUUAAUCUUCUCUAUGGUCAAACUUUUAGAAUUGUUCUUUUUGAUUUUGAUGUGAAUGGGAGUAUAUGUUUACAGUGAAUGUGAAAAUAUGGAUUCAUCUCAGAUGUGAUUUUGAUUCUCAUUUGAAUACAAACAUAAAACUGUCGUAUGACCAAA
Messenger RNA from Megalobrama amblycephala (Wuchang bream), 7587 nucleotides. It is a transcript of the gene grin2ab, whose product is annotated as glutamate receptor, ionotropic, N-methyl D-aspartate 2A, b. Gene Ontology annotation, molecular function: NMDA glutamate receptor activity; transmitter-gated monoatomic ion channel activity involved in regulation of postsynaptic membrane potential. Gene Ontology annotation, cellular component: postsynaptic membrane; postsynaptic density membrane; NMDA selective glutamate receptor complex. The record is from RefSeq and is a predicted model, not a curated record. The coding region runs from base 1523 to 5863 and encodes 1446 amino acids. The transcript is spliced from 15 exons. Gene Ontology annotation, biological process: excitatory postsynaptic potential; long-term synaptic potentiation; monoatomic ion transport. NCBI's taxonomy places the organism in Eukaryota, Metazoa, Chordata, Actinopteri, Cypriniformes, Xenocyprididae.